Molecule: messenger RNA, 1176 nt
Organism: Lagopus muta (rock ptarmigan)
Lineage: Eukaryota; Metazoa; Chordata; Aves; Galliformes; Phasianidae
Gene: PRELID3A
Product: PRELI domain containing 3A
Exons: 6
Coding region: 130-708 (192 amino acids)
Biological process (GO): phospholipid transport
Cellular component (GO): mitochondrial intermembrane space
Molecular function (GO): phosphatidic acid transfer activity
Source: RefSeq, a predicted model, not a curated record
UCAUCGCGUGACGCUCCCCGGCGCGGCUGAGGCCCCGCCCUCCCGUUUGCCGGCCGGCGCGCGCUGCGGGCGGAGAGCUCGCGCCGCGUCCUCCCGCCCGAGGAAACGGCGGCGGCGGCGGCGGCGGCCAUGAAAAUCUGGAGCUCGGAGCACGUCUUCGGGCAUCCCUGGGAUACAGUGAUCAAAGCUGCUAUGAGAAAGUACCCCAACCCAAUGAACCCAUGUGUAGUAGGAGUAGAUGUCCUCGACAGAAGCCUUGACAACCGGGGGAGGCUGCACAGCCACCGUCUGCUCAGCACAGAGUGGGGAUUGCCAAGUAUUGUAAAAGCGAUUUUAGGAACAAGUAGAACUCUGACUUACAUUGAGGAACGUUCUGUGGUGGAUCCAGUGGAAAAAAAGAUGGAGCUUUGCUCAACUAAUAUUACCCUUACAAACUUGGUGUCUGUUGAUGAGAGACUGGUUUACACACCUCAUCCUGAAAACCCUGAAAAAACUGUGCUAACUCAAGAAGCAGUUAUUACUGUCAAAGGCAUUAGCUUGAGCAGUUAUUUGGAAAGCUUAAUGGCAAACACAAUAUCUUCUAAUGCCAGAAAGGGCCGGGAUGCCCUGGAGUGGGUGAUCAGCAAACUGAACACAGAACUGGAAGAGCUGAAGUCAACGCGUGAGGGCAUAAAACCAGCCAUGGCAGCAGCAUCCACAGAGAAAUAGUAGCCAAAAACACAGCGAGUAACUGAUUGAAACAUUUCAUUCUGCUGUCUCGAUGGCCCUUCCAAGACUCAUCUGCGUAUGUUUUAUAUAUUUAUAAGAAUAUUGGAUCAGCAGGAAGGUAACCUCGUCUUUCAUCUCCCUUCACCUACUGCAGAUUACACUGACCUCCUGCAGAUGCUCUUUUCACUUAAACGAUUUCUUUUCAACAUUGAUAACAAAACGUUCAGCACAUUUAAAUCUGCCUAAAUGUGCCUUUUGUAACAAAGAUUAAGAGUGUGUUAUAUUUGAUACCAUCUUUUUCAUACUCAAACUUGGAAAGAACUCAUGUUCUCCAAAUGAGCAUUAGUUCUGUGAAGAGCUGAGAGCACUGUCUAUUUUGUACUCUUAAAACCAUUUAAAGGGAACUACGUGAAACAGAGCACGAUACUCUAGAAUUAAAGAUGCCUAUCUAGAGAAUCAUCCCCAACA